AUGGGGUUGGUAAGACCAAAAGUGAAAACAUUGGUUGAGGAGCAGGUGGUGGAAAUGGGAUCGGCGAAGGUACAGCUGUCCCUGUGGAUCAUGUGGAAGAAGAAAACAAACAUGGGGGAGGCUAACGAUGAGUACAUUGAGGUAAAGAUAGAUUUCCAUAAGCUGCGGCUAACAAGGGGUUCAUCGUAUAUAGAACCCCUAAAUUGGAUAGCUUUGAAAAACGCCAUCAUGAAUCCAAAAAAUGAUGAUGAGGAGUGUUUCAAAUGGGGCGUCAUAGCAUCCUUACAUCAUACAGGGAUUGAAAAAGAUGCACAAAGAAUCACUAAGCUGAGACCCUACGUAGACCUCUACAAUUGGGAGGGUAUAGAGUUCCCAACAACUAUCAAGGAUAUAUCCAAGUUUGAAAAGAAUAACUCGGACAUUGCGGUGAAUGUCCUAUACAUAAUGGGAAAGAAGAUCAAUAUCCUGCGACGAUCGGAGCACAACAUUAGGCGUAGCAAGCAGGCGAAUCUGUUACUUAUCACCGAUGACAAAAAGACCCACUACAUAGCCGUCAAGAGUCUUCCGCGACUCCUAGGCAAGGAGACAUCGAAAAAUAGGAAUGCGAUGCAUUUUUGCCUGAGCUGCUUACAGGCCUUCAACACGGUUGAAUCAAGAGACAAGCAUUAUGUCUACUGCAAGGAUCACGAGUUGGAAUGGCCAAUAACAAUUCAAGGUAUAUAUAAUAUAUAUGCCGAUUUCGAGAGCUUAUUAAUACCGGUAGAAGAUGCCAGGGAAACGAAGACGAAAAAGCUGAACAAGCAUGUACCAUCGGGCUGGUGUACCUAUAGCACAUUUGCAUACGGAAGUGUACCAGAUCCAUUAACAGUCUACAGAGGUAAGGACUGUGUCACGCGAUUCGUGAACCAUCUGGAGGAUGAGGUGAAGCGGUUAUAUAAUACCUACCCACAACAACCCAUGCUGGAACUGACAGAGGUUCUAAGGAGGGAGCACAACGAGGCAUCGGAAUGUUAUAUAUGCCUAAAGCCGUUUGACGACUGUGAGAAUAACCGCAAAGUUAGAGACCAUUGCCACUAUACGGGUCUGUAUAAAGGCGCGGCGCAUAACAGCUGUAUUUUGAAGUACAACAUACCUAGUCACAUAACUGUCAUCUUCCACAAUCUAAGUGGAUACGACGCGCACAUGUACCACUUGCAGGUAUGGGGUACGGCGAUGGGGAAACGUACAAGAAGAUCGAAAUCAGGUUUAUCGUUAGCUGUCGAAUCAUGCCCUCAAGCCUGGCAAAUUGGCAAGCAACUUAAUAGGGCCAAAUGCCGCUGCUUGAAUACCACAAAGCAAUUAAACCAAGAGAAACUAAAGGCAAACGUACCAUCCAUGACAAAGUUCAUUAAAAAGGAUGAUGUUUUCCGCCUGAUGCUUCGAAAAGGUGUGUACCCGUACGAGUAUAUGGAUGGAUGGCGACGAUUUGAGGAGGUGGAGCUACCACCCAAAGAGGCAUUCUACAGCAAGCUGAACAUGAAGGGCAUAUCGUACUAUUAUUAUAAAUACACGAAAAAGGUAUGGAAUUGUAUCACCCCAGAGGGUGAUGUAGUCACCAUGGACGACUAUCAUGAUGUGUACCUGACCACGGACGUCCUGCUAUUGGCCGACGUGUUUGAAACGUUCCGGGACGUGUGUCUAACAAACUACAAGCUUGAUCCUGCCCAUUUCUACUCCACACCCGGCUUGGCAUGGAAAGCAGCACUCAAGCUGUACACCGGUAAGCCGAAGCAAAUAAUAGGUACAUGGGAUAGCAUUAUAAUUCUGAUGAAGAAUCCUCCUACCUUGCAGUACCUCGAUGCGAACAACCUCUAUGGGUGGGCCAUGAGGCAAGAUCUACCAACGGAUGGUUUUAAAUGGGUGUCGAACGUCGAGGCAUUUACAGAAAAGCGAAUCGAGAAGCUCGUUGAAAAGAACAAGCAUGGUUACAUUUUAGAGGUUGACAUCGACUACCCCGAUAGACUACACGAUACCCAUAACAAGUUACCGUUCUUACCGGAACGCAUGGUGAUUAAAAAGGUUGAAAAUCUGGUACCUAAUUUAAAAAACAAGCGUGGGAUAUGUGGUACAUAUCAGAGCUCUCCACGAGGCUAUAAAACAUGGGUUCGAGCUGAAGAAGUUCCAAGGGUCAUUCAAUUCAACCAGAAGCUGAUUACCAACGAGGACAAGUAUAUGAACCUUGUGAUGAAGCCGAAUUUCAAGGGUGGAAGCCGGUUCAGUAAGCACCUCCUAGGUGUUGAAAUUGGUAAAACAGAGGUCAGGAUGAAUAAGCCGGUGUAUAUAGGCCAGGCCAUAUUGGACAUGUCAAAAAUGGUAAUGUAUGAGUUCCACUACGACUAUAUGCAGCCAAAAUAUGGCAGUAAGCUACAGCUCUGUUACAUGGACACAGACAGCUUUGUGUACCACAUCUGCACAGAAGACUUUUAUCGUGACAUUGCGCGGGAUGUUGAGGACCGUUUGGAUACGAAUGCCUAUAGCAAGGAUGAUAAUAGGCCCCUCCCCCUAGGUAAGAACAAAAAAAGGGUUGGCUUGAUAAAGAAAGAACUGGCAGGAAAAAUCAUGACGGAGUUCAUCACUCUGAGAGCAAAACUCUAUGCCUACAACAGCCUUACAAAAGAGGGCGUGACCAAAAAAUUUAUCACGAUUACCGGCGAUGUCUGGAGGAGGGUGUUGACGUAUAUAAAAGCCAGAUAUUGA
Messenger RNA from Hydractinia symbiolongicarpus, 2736 nucleotides. RefSeq lists its product as uncharacterized. The transcript has 7 exons. NCBI's taxonomy places the organism in Eukaryota, Metazoa, Cnidaria, Hydrozoa, Anthoathecata, Hydractiniidae. The record is from RefSeq and is a predicted model, not a curated record. Bases 1 to 2736 code for a protein of 911 amino acids.